Pipistrellus nathusii (Nathusius's pipistrelle) is the source of this 639-nucleotide messenger RNA. The record is from the annotation of a GenBank genome assembly. NCBI's taxonomy places the organism in Eukaryota, Metazoa, Chordata, Mammalia, Chiroptera, Vespertilionidae.
AUGGGCUGGGUAGACAUGGAGAACUAUUUGGCGGUCGCGGCGCUGAACGGGUUGGACCGGCGUUCCCUGCAGCGCUCGGCGAGGCUGGGUCAAGAAGUGCUGAAGCGGGCUAAGAGGAGGGCAGUGGACUGGCAUUCUCCGGAGCUUGCCAGUAGCAACGUGGGGGGCAUUUUCCCGGAGCGGCCCUGCCGCGAAAGAUGGCCCGCAGCCGGCCCCCAGCGCCUUCUCCCAGGAGAGAGAGAAGAAAGAAGCGCAACCCUCAGUGCUUCUUUCAGAACGAUAGCUGAAUUCAUGGACUACACUUCAAGUCAGUGUGGGAAGUAUUAUUCAUCUGUGCCAGAGGAAGGAGGGGCCACCCACGUCUAUCGUUACCACAGAGGGAAGUCACAGAUGCACUUGUGCUCAGACCACGGGGAUGGCCAGAGACAAGAAAUGCCCCUUGGUUUUGGAGGCCUCUAUCCAGCCACGAAGUGUAUGCCAGAGGCAGCCCAGCCUGCUGAGGACAUCUCUAAGGACCUCUACAUAGAAGUGUAUCCAGGGACCUAUUCUGUCACUGUGGGUGCAAAUGACUUAACCAAGAAGACUCAAGUGGUGGCUGUUGAUUCAGGACAGAGUGUGGACUUGGUUUUCCCCAUCUGA